This is a messenger RNA of Athalia rosae (coleseed sawfly), 3813 nucleotides long. RefSeq names its product dynamin-like 120 kDa protein, mitochondrial (gene Opa1). The coding region runs from base 181 to 3111 and encodes 976 amino acids. The record is from RefSeq and is a predicted model, not a curated record. Gene Ontology annotation, cellular component: cytoplasm; microtubule; mitochondrial membrane. Gene Ontology annotation, biological process: mitochondrial fusion. Gene Ontology annotation, molecular function: microtubule binding; GTP binding; GTPase activity. The transcript is spliced from 19 exons. NCBI's taxonomy places the organism in Eukaryota, Metazoa, Arthropoda, Insecta, Hymenoptera, Athaliidae.
AACGCACAGAAUAAGGGCUCGAUUGUGGCAGUAGCCGUGCUGCAACGGCAGAGUAGAGACGUGUGGUAUAUCGGUUAGAAAUCUUUUCAUCCCAAUGAUCUGGACUAAAACUACAGCAAACUGAUAAAAUAAUGGUUCAAGUGAUCAAUAGAUUAAUCAGGCUUGCAAAAUCCCACAAUCAUGGAACAAAUAAUGUGCGGAAAAUUUGGUCAUGGAAUUCUCCUGAUAGCCAAGUCUUCACGGCAUCCCAAAUCAUUGAUAAGUGCCCGUAAUUUGAUGUCUGGAAAAAUUGGGCAGCUUGGUAGGCCGUUGCUGGCAACUCCUCAACCUCGAUAUUUGAUUUUUUCAAAUCGUGGAUAUGCCAUGAUCAUCACUAGAGUUUUGAGAGGAGCUCUGAAAAUAAGAUACCUCCUUUUGGGUGGUGCGGUUGGUGGGGGUCUUACUUUGCAAAAGAAAUAUGAACAAUGGAAGGAAGGUCUCCCUGACAUGACAUGGAUAGAUAGUCUUCUACCAAAUGAGCAACAGUGGCAAAGUUUUCGUGGGUCUCUGAUGACAAUGAAGGAGAAUAUAUCAGAAAAAGUCGAAAUUGACCCACGAAUAAGGGAACUUGGAGAAUCUAAGUAUCAAGAAUAUAAGGCCUGGUUCAACCAGAGGUUGGACGACGCUAUCAAAGCAGCUGAGAGUCGCCCAGAUGCUCCAAACACCAGUGAUCCAUUAAAGAGUAUGUUUGAAGCAAUCACUGCGGUAGCAAAGAAAGUUUAUUCAGAUGCCAAAGGAGAAUUAUCAAAGAAUACUGUUGCGUUUGCUCGCCCACUGGUCAAUGAAAACAUCGAGGAGGAGCGCAAGAAGGCUCAAACAUCCCAGCAAAGACUGGACACAAUGCAAGAAGAGGUGAUGCAGAUACAGCUUAAGUAUCAACGUGAAUUGGAGAGACUUGAGCGAGAAAAUAAAGAAUUGCGUAAGCAAAUGCUGCUACGCGGUAACCAGAAACUCAACAAUCGUAAAAUUAAAAAAUCACUUAUCGACAUGUACAGUGAUGUUCUCGAUGAACUCAGUGAUUACGAUAGCACAUAUUCGACCGCAGACCAUCUGCCCAGAGUUGUUGUAGUCGGAGACCAGAGUUCUGGAAAAACCUCUGUACUGGAAAUGAUCGCACAGGCUCGGAUAUUCCCAAGGGGUGGCGGUGAGAUGAUGACAAGGGCACCAGUCAAGGUAACUUUAAGUGAAGGCCCGUACCAUAUAGCGCAAUUUAAAGAUAGCUCUAGGGAGUUUGACUUAACUAAAGAAUCGGAGCUAGCUGAAUUGAGAAAAGAGGUUGAACUGCGUAUGAAGAAUAGUGUCAAGAAUGGCAAGACGGUCAGUCAUGAUGUUAUUGCAAUGACAGUGAAGGGGCCUGGACUUCAAAGAAUGGUUCUUGUUGAUCUACCUGGAAUCAUUAGCACAGUCACGGUCGACAUGGCUGAAGAUACUAGAGACUCAAUUCGCCAAAUGACCCAGCAGUACAUGAGCAACCCAAAUGCUAUUAUACUUUGCAUUCAAGAUGGUGCAGUGGAUGCUGAACGAAGUAAUGUUACUGACCUUGUCUCUCAGAUGGAUCCGACUGGUAGAAGAACUAUCUUUGUUCUCACAAAGGUAGACUUGGCGGAAGAAAAUUUGGCAAAUCCGGAUAGACUACGCAAGAUUUUAGCUGGAAAGUUAUUCCCUAUGAAAGCAUUGGGCUAUUUCGCUGUGGUGACUGGCCGUGGUAGGCAAGAUGAUACCAUACAAACUAUCAAAGAUUACGAGGAACGAUUUUUUAGAAACUCCAAGCUCUUCAAAGAUGGUCUGGCAAUGUCUGGGCAAGUAACAACUAGGAACUUGAGCCUGGCGGUAGCUGAGUGCUUCUGGAAAAUGGUACGAGAAACGGUCGAGCAGCAAGCUGAUGCCUUUAAAGCUACACGGUUCAAUUUGGAAACUGAAUGGAAGAAUAAUUUUCCACGGUUGCGCGAACUCGACAGAGACGAACUUUUCGAAAAAGCGAGAGGUGAAAUCUUAGAUGAAAUAGUCAAUCUUUCUCAAGUGUCUCCAAGACACUGGGAGGAAGUACUAAUGUCCCGUAUUUGGGAAAAAGUCAGUAUGCAUGUUUUUGAAAACAUCUACUUACCUGCUGCUCAAACCGGAAAUGCAGGUACAUUUAAUACGACCGUCGACAUCAAACUGCGUCAAUGGGCAGAGCAGCAGCUACCUGCGCGAAGUGUCGAAUGUGGAUGGGAAAGUUUACAACAUGAAUUUUAUCAUUUCAUGAAUCAAGCGAAGUUGAGCCCAGAUCAUGAUGAUAUAUUUGAUAAUUUAAAAAAUUCUGUAGUCACUGAAGCAAUGCUGAGGCAUUCCUGGGAAGACAAGGCGUCGGAGAUGCUACGCGUAAUCCAGCUAAAUACGCUGGAGGAUCGAAGCGUAAAUGACAAACGAGAUUGGGAUCAAGCGGUUAAAUUUCUCGAAACAUCGGUUAAAGAAAAGUUGCAGAGCACAGAGCAAAUACUUCGAGAAAUGUUGGGGCCAGGCAGAAAGGAGCGCUGGAUGUAUUGGCAAAGUCAGACCGAAGAACAACAAAAACGUUCCUCCGUUAAAAACGAGCUAGACAAAAUUCUAUAUGCUGACAAGAAACACGCACCUACACUUACCCAGGAUGAGCUCACAGCAGUGAGAAAAAACCUACAACGUAACGGAAUCGAGAUAGAUAAUGAGUUCAUCAGGGAGACGUGGCAUCCCGUUUACAGGAGAUUUUUCUUACAACAGAGUUUGGCUAGGGCAUAUGACUGCAGAAAAGGAUACUACUUAUAUCAUACAGGUCAUGAAAGCGAGAUGGAGUGCAGUGACGUUGUACUCUUCUGGCGUAUCCAGCAGAUGCUCAAGGUGACAGCCAAUGCUCUUAGACAGCAGGUUAUGAAUCGAGAAGCUCGUCGGUUGGAUAAGGAAAUCAAAGACGUUCUUGAAGACUACAGUCAAGACACUGAAAUGAAACAGAAGCUUCUGACAGGUAGACGCGUAACGUUGGCCGAGGAACUGAAACGUGUUCGACAGAUUCAAGAGAAGCUGGAAGAGUUCAUCCAGGCACUUAAUAAAGAAAAGUGAUAGGACUCGGAAGGAUCGAAUUGAACCAAGCCAAAGUUUGGAACGUGUAUAAAGUUGUGUGACAAACACUAGAGGCUCGGACAUUUCUAUGCGUGCUUACAGACUAGCAUAGAUAAUUAAUUAUAGUAAUAACUAAACUCUGCGUGUGCGCACUUUGAAUCAUUCAGAGAGCACCGAGUUUGGCAAAAAAUCGCUGGAAAAGCUCUGUUAAUCAAAUACCAGAUUGCUUUUUACUCAUCCACAUAGUGCUUCUUGGUAUCACUGACUUACCAAGCACCUCAAAAUAUCUACCAAUUUCACGCUCCGCCGUUCCUUAUAAUUUAUUACAUAUACAAAUCAUUAUGUACUCUGUCAUUGUUCAAGUAUAAUCCUUUAUUAAAAUUAGGAAGCGGUCAUGUUUUCUUUGAGGUCAAGUAUAUUGGUUGAAAGUGGCUCGAAAGCGAUCUCAAUGAUCUACAAUGAGUCCCAGUGCGUACCUGCCGAGAAGCGUCUGCAAAGCACGCAUGAGCUGAGCACAGACUGUAUGAAAAUGUAACAUAAUCAUGAUGAUGAUAACAAUAAGAGUAAUUAUAAUGAUCGUGAUAAUGGAACGAAUUAAAAUAUUCAAUUAUGGUGAAAAUUUGCCAUCUAAUUUAGGUAUGAGUCUUUCUUUGUAUCACUGAAGUCAUUAGAUACAGUAAUAAAAAGUGAUCACCGUUUUUA